Colletotrichum chrysophilum is the source of this 2346-nucleotide messenger RNA. RefSeq lists its product as uncharacterized. The record is from RefSeq and is a predicted model, not a curated record. Gene Ontology annotation, biological process: long-chain fatty acid biosynthetic process; ceramide catabolic process; sphingosine biosynthetic process. Gene Ontology annotation, cellular component: extracellular region. Lineage: Eukaryota; Fungi; Ascomycota; Sordariomycetes; Glomerellales; Glomerellaceae. Gene Ontology annotation, molecular function: N-acylsphingosine amidohydrolase activity. Bases 1 to 2346 code for a protein of 781 amino acids. The transcript has 2 exons.
AUGCCGGCAAGACAGAGCUUGGAUAAGAGCCCGGCCGUUCCGACGGCUGUGGCUCAAAGAGCUUCUGCAGGGAAGCAAUCCUCAGGAACUUCCUUAUUAAUCCGGCUUUGGCCAGUCAUUUCCUUUUUGAUCAUCGUCAACUUCAUCUUGCAGACCUACCUCUAUUUCGGCAAUUCGAAACGGCUUCCUGGCAAGCUCAACACUGCAAAUGUCGAUGCAGAUAACGAUGUUUAUCUUCUUGGCGCUGGUCGCGCAGAUAUUACCGGUCCGGUUGUGGAGAUCAACAUGAUGGGAUAUGCAGAUCCCAAACAGCUUGGAACCGGCCUUCGCCAGAGGCUCUAUGCUCGUGCUUUCAUCAUCGGAAGCGUCGAUCAACCGGACGAUCGAUUCAUCUAUGUCGUUCUAGACACACAGUCCGGGGACACCGCGGUCCGGUAUGGCGUUUUGCAUGGCCUUGCAGACCUUGGCUAUGAGUAUUCCAUGUACGGCCAUCACAAUCUAGCUCUCACCGGGACACACUCCCACUCUGGACCGGGUGCUUGGCUCAACUAUCUUCUGCCACAAAUCACCAGCAAGGGCUUUGACAAGCAGAGCUACCGGGCUAUCGUUGACGGCACUUUGCUCGCCAUCAAGCGUGCCCACGAGAGCUUGGUGCCUGGCCAUCUCAGCGUUGGAACUACCAAAGUCAAGGGCGCCAACAUCAACCGAAGCUUGUAUGCGUACAUGGCAAAUCCUGAGGAGGAACGUGCCAAGUACAACAUUAGUGCCGAAGAAGACGGCUCUGUCGAAAAGGACUUGACAUUGCUCAAGUUCCAAAGAGCAUCAGAUGGCAAGAGCCUUGCUGUUUUGACGUGGUUUCCUACGCACGGCACGUCGAUGCUCGGCAACAACACUCUGAUUUCGGGAGACAACAAAGGCGUGGCAGCUUGGCUCUUUGAGAAAAGUGUCCGUGGGCAAGAUCACGUAACGUCGAAUUUCAUCGCCGGCUUCUCCCAGGCCAAUAUGGGGGAUGUCAGUCCAAACGUUCUCGGCGCUUGGUGCGAAGAUGGCAGUGGUUCGCAAUGCGACUUCAAGACCAGCACCUGCGGUGACGGCAGGAGCCAAAAGUGUCACGCCCGAGGCCCGUUCUUCCGAGAGAAGGAUAACGGAGCCAAGUCCUGCUACGAAAUAGGCAGAAGACAAUUCGAUGCCGCCAGGAGGCUGUAUGACGAAAUGGGUGACAAUGCUAAGCGAGUACGCGGAUCGUGGGUCAAGUCGUUCCACACUUUCCACAACAUGUCCGACUUCCAGUUCGAGCUCCCCAACGGCACUGAGGUGCGGACUUGUCCUGCGGCACUCGGAUACUCGUUCGCUGCCGGAACCUCUGACGGGCCUGGCGCAUUUGACUUUACCCAGCACGAUUCGAACUCUUCAAACACAUCCCCAUUGUGGAAGGUCGUUUCUGGCUUGCUGAAAGCCCCGACCCAAGAUCAGCUUGCUUGUCAUUCUCCUAAACCAAUCCUGCUGGACGUGGGCGAGGUUUUCAACCCGUACCAGUGGACACCCAACAUUGUUGACAUUCAAGCUUUCCGAGUCGGCCAGUUGGUAAUCAUUGUCAGCCCAGGCGAGGCAUCGACCAUGGCAGGACGUCGUUGGAAAGAUGCCGUCAGGGGCGAGGCCGAAUCAUUAUUCAGUGAUGAAACGGCACUCAAACCUAUUGUGGUAAUCGGUGGACCGGCGAACAGCUAUACCCACUACAUCACAACUCAACAGGAAUAUGGCAUUCAAAGAUACGAAGGUGCAUCAACGUUGUAUGGACCUUACACGUUGGACGCGUACAUCAAUCGCACUCUGACUUACCUGCCCACGCUGGGCGCCUCAUCAGCAAAGACGCCGCCGUCGCACGCCGGGCGUCCAUACCCUCCGGACAAUAGCGACCGUUCCUUGAGCUUCAUUACUGGCGUUGUCCGCGACGGCACACCAGUCCUCCGCAGUUUCGGCGACGUGAAGAAGGACGUGGAACAGAAGUAUUCGAUUGGCGAUGUGGUGCGUGCCACAUUUGUCGGAGCCAAUCCCCGGAACAACCUGCGUCUUGAAGGAACCUACGCUGCUGUCGAGCGUCUCGUCAUCGAUGUUGGCGGAAUUAAGAAGUGGGACAUUGUUCGAGACGACCAGGACUGGAGUCUGAUAUUCCACUGGAAGCGAAUGAGUGAUCUCUUGGCCACCAGUGAGGUGGAGAUUACGUGGGAGACGGAAGGGGAUGUGGAAGCAGGAACAUAUCGCUUCCGGUAUUAUGGCGACUCCAAGUCGUUGGGCGGCACAAUCACCAGCUUCGAAGGGGUUAGCGGGCAAUUUGGACUGCACUGA